AUGUCGACUCAAGAGGCCAAAGAAGAGCAUAUGCCAGCGAAUGCCAGCGAUGCGAAUUCACCAAAGAGCACCAUACCCCAAGAGCUUUUGGACGAAACCGGGGGAGGGCAAACAGAAGAUGAUGGCGACGUUGCGAGCGAGCGAAGCGGUCCUGGUCGUUCUCUAAAACAAGCCAGCAUUUUAUACUCGGUUCAAGUCUUUGAGAACGCCAGUGACUUGCCUAUAACAUUUAAAAGCGAUCGCCCACCCCCGUUUGAAGCCAAACGACGAGCGAAUAUAGGGAACGAGGAGGGCGAAGAGCAGACCGUGUUCGAGGUCGUCACAGACGUGGUGGGAGGGGGAAACAAGUCGCGCAUGGAAGCCUUCUCUCAAUGGGAGUUGGGAGAAGACGUUGGGAAACUCGAAGUGAAGGAGAUUCUCAAGACUAGAAUUGAGAUCUACUCUCAAGUCUUACUAGAGGCCAUUCGGAGCGUUGUUUCCUACUACCCGGGACAGAAUCUGGCUGGCGAUGUUGUUACAAUUCACCAGCCAUACCCUGUGCUGAUUCAUCAUCGCCAUGAACUGCGGGCUCUCCAAGCAGCAGAAGAGUCACCGGAGGAUGUAAGGUCCAAGCAUAUCCGGCUUCUUUUCGAAUUCCUAGACCCUUUCAUCGACCGAGUCAUAGCACCGGAAGAACGACGAUACAAGAAGCCGACCCCUGCCGCCACAUUCGACAAUCUCUGGCUCUUGUUCAAGCCAGGCACAUUCGUCUACGAAACCUACAAAAGCAAGCCGAUCGUACAUUGCGUUAUAUCAAUGCAAGAGAUAACAAUGGAGGAUGGGGACAACAAAGGAAGGCCUGCCUGGGAGUUAUAUGCUUGGAAUAUAGUGGCAACCCAAGAUAAAGUGGGCAGAAACGGCGGAUACAGCAAUAUCCAGCGCUUUGAGGGCGAAAAGGCAAUCACUUCGCUGGCCUCCGUGCCACUCGAAUACAUGAGCGCAAUCGAUGGCUAUGUCCCCAAUCUCUCCUUGAGUCCUGUUCCCCCAAGGCCCGGAGAUCAAGCUCGAUUUGAGCGCGAUAAAUACUACAGAGGUCUGGUGAUUAUUGAUCCGGCUUCCGCGCUGACAUUGGGCAAAGUGGGUGACGUGUACGGUUGGUACUUUGAUGGCGAGUGCAAGGAUCAGAAUUUUAUCGGAGAGAAUCCAUCUGCAGAGUCAGGAACAGUAUCUCAAUGGGAGAGCUUUGACAACAUUGCCCCCGAUCAAUUCGAAAACCUCACUGAUGAUCAUUAUGUGUUGGCAAGCCCCGUUAUGGCGGCUUUCGGACUGAAAGAUAAAACAUGGGGUGUGUUUGAAGUUGAGUGCUUCCGGGAGAUUCAGCGGGAGGAGUUGCAGAAGCCUAUCCUUCCACAGGGCGACAUUGAAGUGAUCGAGGCCCUUGCUUAUCGCCAAGAGAACAUGCAAAAAGCGUGGAGACCUGACUUUAUCCAAGACAAGGGCGAAGGUCAGAUAAUCCUGCUACAUGGGCCUCCGGGAGUAGGGAAAACUUAUACCGUCGAAUGGAUUGCAAUGACCACUAGCCGACCUUUGCUCUCGCUUACCAUUGCGGACAUUGGGACGGAGGAGCACAGUAUCGAAGGAGAGCUGAUGAAAUGGUUCUAUUUUGCCGAAACAUGGAACGCUAUUCUUCUGAUAGAUGAAGCGGAUAUUUUCCUAGAACGAAGAAGCAAUUAUGAUCUGGCACGGAAUGGCAUAGUUUCGGUGUUCCUGCGACAGAUGGAAUAUUUUCGUGGAAUUCUUUUCCUCACUACCAACCGGGUGGGACAUAUCGAUGAUGCGUUUCUCUCCCGGGUCCACGUUGUUCUGGAAUACAAGAGCUUGGAUGGAGAUAUGAGCAAUCGUAUCUGGGAGGCAUUCUUUGCCAAGCUCCAACGCGACAUGAAAGGCAAGUUUAUUAUUCAUUCCCAGGCGAAGCGAUUUAUCCUCCAGCGAAAGGAAGGAAGUGAGGUGCAAUGGAGUGGUCGCGAAAUUCGAAACACAUUACAGACGGCGGUCGCCCUUGCAGAGUACGAAGCCAGCAAGGAGGAGGGACACUCCGACGACGAUCCAGUGAUUGUGGUGACGGAGCAUUUCAAGCAAGUGAUGCAGAUGAGCCGCGCAUUCCGCAACUACAUGACCAGUGUCCACGCCGGCACGGAAUUGAAACGCGCGCAGUUGAACCGGGAUCGUAACGAUAGCUUUCAGGAUCGUUCAUAA
Messenger RNA from Aspergillus melleus, 2235 nucleotides. RefSeq lists its product as uncharacterized. NCBI's taxonomy places the organism in Eukaryota, Fungi, Ascomycota, Eurotiomycetes, Eurotiales, Aspergillaceae. Gene Ontology annotation, molecular function: ATP binding; ATP hydrolysis activity. The record is from RefSeq and is a predicted model, not a curated record. The transcript is spliced from 7 exons. The coding region runs from base 1 to 2235 and encodes 744 amino acids.